Messenger RNA from Solanum stenotomum, 2846 nucleotides. Its product is annotated as 65-kDa microtubule-associated protein 6-like. Gene Ontology annotation, molecular function: microtubule binding. Gene Ontology annotation, cellular component: cytoplasm; spindle. The record is from RefSeq and is a predicted model, not a curated record. Gene Ontology annotation, biological process: microtubule cytoskeleton organization. NCBI's taxonomy places the organism in Eukaryota, Viridiplantae, Streptophyta, Magnoliopsida, Solanales, Solanaceae. Bases 746 to 2551 code for a protein of 601 amino acids. The transcript is spliced from 12 exons.
CCAUGUCUGCUCAGUUCUUCUUCUUCUGCCAUAACUAAAAAUCAGCUCAAAAAGCAACAAUCUUUUUCACCAUUAAUUCUUCCUAAGUUGUUAUUGUUGUCAUCUACCUAACUUCUCAUUUUCUUGUUAAAACUCUUUCCCCAUUUUCUUGUUUGUUUCCUCAAGUAAAAGGAACAAAAAGAAUCAAGAAACGAAGUUACUAAGGAAAGCAAGUUCAUUUUUUGUCUUUUUUAUAGUUGGUGGCUUGGUGGGUAUGACCUAAUUUCUGUUUUUGUUUCUUUUUCUGGUGAGAGAGGAAGCUUUACAUUUCAAAAAUCAUCUGUUCAUACAAGAAAGGAAACAUUUUUUUUAAAGAUUUUGUUUUGGGGUUUGUCAUACGUUCCCUUUACGUGUAGUUUCUUUAUCUUUUAAGGAAUUGUGUCUUUUUUGCUUUUGGGGUUGAUAAUGACUUUCUAUGUUACCAUAUAGAAAUUAUAUGAAAUGGGGUUUAGCUAAAAUUGAGUCUUUAUGGUUUUAAUUUUCUAAAAUUUUGUAUUUUGUGUAGUUUUAGUAUAAUUCGCUGAUGUUUGCAAUUGUUAGUUUCCGCAUUAUGUUAUUUUGAUCCAAACAAAGGGUAGCUGCUUUCUUGGUUCAUAUCAUUGGUCCCCUUUUGUUUCUGUUGAUUGAAAAGACAGGAUAAAAGUACUGUUGGCUUUAUAUUAGCUUUUCUUGAAGGAAGCUAAUUGAAUUUGUGCUGUAAAAGGAUAUGAUGCUGGCUUUUGCAAGUCCUUCUUGCUGCAGUAUCCAUACAAGUUCAACUUGCCAUACUUUACUUAGAGAACUAGAGCAAAUAUGGAAGGACAUUGGAGAGACUGAAGCUGAUAAAGACCGUAUGCUGUCGGAGCUGGAGAGAGAGUGUUUGGAAGUUUAUCGAAGAAAAGUUGAAGAAGCUGCAAAUACAAAAGCAUGUCUUCAUCAAUCUGUUGCAACCAAAGAAGCCGAGGUUGCAACAUUAAUGGCUGCUCUUGGUGAACUCAAUAUUAAUUCACUGAAACAGCCAGAGAAGAAGUCAGCAUCAUUGAAGGAGCAACUAGCAUUAGUUACACCACUUAUCGAUGAUUUAAGAGUUAAGAAAGAUGAAAGAGUUAAGCAGUUUGCAGAUGUAAAGACACAAAUCGACAAGAUAACUAGUGAGAUUUCCGGGUAUUCUAAUAUCAUCAAUGCCGUGAGUUCCUUAAAUCUGGAAGAUCAUGACUUGUCACUGAGAAACCUCUCUGAAUACAAAUCUCAUCUUCGUGCUCUUCAAAAGGAGAAGUCUGAGCGGAUCCAAAAAGUUGUGGACUGUGUAAAUGAGGUGCACUCUUUGUGUGGUGUGCUGGGGCUGGAUUUUGGCAAAACUGUGAGUGAUGUGCAUCCAAGCUUGCAUGAAACAAGCCUGGGACAAUCCACUAACAUUAGCGUCAGCGCAUUGGAAAGUCUUGAACAGGCCAUCUUCAGACUGAAGACAGAAAGAAAAGUUCGAUAUCAGAAGCUAAAAGAUGUUGCUGGAUUGUUGUUUGAGCUUUGGACCUUAAUGGAUACAACCAGAGAAGAAAAGAGUAAGUUAUCGAGGAUCACUUGCGUUCUUCGUCUUUCUGAGGCAGAGGUUACAGAACCAGGUGCUCUUUCUUUGGAGGUUAUUCAACAGAUAUCGACAGAAGUGGAGAGGCUGACCAAAUUGAAAGCAAGCAGGAUGAAGGAGUUGGUCAUAAAAAGGAGAGCAGAGCUGGAGGACAUAUGCUACAAAAACCAUAUCGAUCCUGAUCCAAGUACUUCAGCCGAUAAAUCUAGUGCAAUGAUAGACUCUGGUCUUGUGGACCCUUGUGAACUCCUGGAAAAUAUUGAAGCACAAAUAAGCAAAGCAAAGGAUGAAGCUUUAAGUCGAAAAGAUAUAAUGGAUAAAAUAGACUGGUGGCUUUUUGCUUGUGAGGAGGAAAACUGGCUUGAAGAUUAUAACCAGGAUUAUAGACGUUACAGUGGUGGAAGAGGUGCUCACAUAAACUUAAAGCGGGCUGAGCAAGCUAGAAUUAAAGUGACUAAAAUUCCAGUCGUGGUUAACGCUUUGAUUAACAAGACACUAGCUUGGGAAGAUGAGAAACAGAAGUUGUUUCUUUAUGAUGGGGUGAGAUUGGUGUCAAUAUUGGAGGAUUACAAAGUGGUUAGACAGCAGAAAGAAGAGUCAAAGAAACGUGCUCGGGAUCAGAAGAAACUCCAUGAUAUGCUGCUGGCAGAGAAGGAAUCUGCAUAUGGUUCCAAACCUAGCCCGAGAAGAAGCAGCAGCUUUAGGAAGGCAAAUGGUUACCAUGCCAAUGGACAUGGAUCUGUUACACCCUCCCCUCGCAGGAGCUCAAUGUCUUGUGCAACUCCAGAGCUCUUAACACCCCGUUCCAACUCUGUGCGGCACAAUGGUUAUUUCAAGGAAAUGACAAGGCUCUCUACUGGCCCUCUCAACUUUGUGGCUAUGGCUAAAGAAGAUACCGUGUCGUUCUCUUCUAUUUCCGGUUCUGAUCCAGAAUCUCCACUUCAAGCUUGAACACACAAAUUGAGUUGGUAUGUCUGUCUCAUCAAUUUUCUAUCAAAUUAUAGAGUUCAGUGUCAUUUCAAUUCUGAACUUUUCAAGAAUCUCUUUCUUGAAAAGAAUUUUUUCGCUACCCUCUCGUGAUAUUUUUUAGAAUUCAUGAAUAAGUGUGUUUCAAUUCUUACUAGUGGUGUGAAAACCAUCUAAUCAUUCGUUUAUUGUCCUCCUAUUAUACUUUAUAUUGCUCUGCCUAUUACUUUAAAGUGCAUAUGAUGAUUUGCUUCAACGUCGAAUACUAUUGUUUCAACUC